Rubroshorea leprosula is the source of this 1050-nucleotide messenger RNA. NCBI's taxonomy places the organism in Eukaryota, Viridiplantae, Streptophyta, Magnoliopsida, Malvales, Dipterocarpaceae. The record is from the annotation of a GenBank genome assembly.
CCGAUUCUGCUCUUCUUCUUCCCGCUGCAGCCGAACAAAGCCCCCAAGCUGCCGGCGACUUCCUCCCUUGAAAAACCGGUAAAGCUUGAUGAUUUUCCCUUAUUUUCUUGUCCAAGAACCUGAUUUAGAACCCAGAAAUCUUCCCCCCCUGCUGGAAAAGCCGGAUCUGCCCUGCUCUGCUUUGUCCUUCCGCCGGCUGCUCUUGAUUGUGGGUGAUUUCUGGGCAUUUUUUUCGCUUGCCGCCGGCUUCUUCCCCCUGCUAGGUCCGGUUCUUGCUGGAAAAUUCUGGUUCCAGAUCGUUCUGUCAGUUAGUGCGUGAAUUGAGUGCUCGGUUUUAUGCGAGUGAGGUAAGUAAAAUUAUGGUAACGCCCUUCGACUUUUCAAGCAUGUUUUGAUUUUUUUUUGAAGUGGUGGCGGGACUAAACCCGUUUUACACGAGCAUGACUGAUUUGAAGUGAAAUGUUUUAUGCUUUUUAUUAAAUUGAGCAUGCCUACUUGAAAUUUAAGUGACUGUCCUGAUGAUCUGAAAGUGAUUGUGAAUCGUGAUUUUCCUGUUAACUUCUGCCUGUUUUGUCUCCGAUGUGGUCAUGUUAUUCGUGACCCUGCUAGUGGGGGAGGUUACAAACGCUAGCACAUGUCGACAUGUUAGUGAGAGAGCUGGUUCGUUCAACCCAGCUAGUGGGGGUUAUACACCCGCAAAUCGUGGCCCUGCUAGUGGGGAUUAUACAUUGGCCAUGACCUAUAGAGGAGACGUCUAUUUCGUUCCCGCACUGUAUCCGUUUUUCGUGAUUGUACUUGUUGGCAUGCUAUAAGUUUAAUAAGGGCACUCCAUAUUUACUUAUUGAGUUUAUCUCAUAGUUUUUCCUUGUCCACCAUUUCAGGAUGUGAAAUCGAGGACGGGGAAACCACGGGAAGUGACGAGUUAGAAGGCUAGCCAUAUUGUAAUUGGAUAUAGAUUUUCAAAAUAAAUCAUGAUCUUGUAAGCUAGAGUGUAUUUGGAGAUUUAUGAUCGGAGAAAUCUUAUAAUUUGAUCUUCAGAUUUUGAUGGUA